Durusdinium trenchii is the source of this 1890-nucleotide messenger RNA. The record is from the annotation of a GenBank genome assembly. Lineage: Eukaryota; Dinophyceae; Suessiales; Symbiodiniaceae.
AUGACUGCUGCCCUGCAUUCCACCAAGGAAAGAGUUGGCGAGGACUCGGACGGCGUGUUGAAGGAAGCUUGGCGCAGCUCCUUGGGCCAUUUGCUCUUGUUGCAGGCGGCCACGCUACGAAAGGACUUGGUCACCCUGAACCUGGGGCUGGCCGCACUGGGUGCCGGACAGAGGUGGGGGCAAGCGCUUUGCUGGCUACUGGAGUCCUGUAGCAGGGUCUUGCACUCAGCGGACGCAGUGGACCAAGUCACCUAUGGCGCACUGCUGGGCGCGCGCUUCCCGAGUGCUUUGGCACUGAAGCUGCUGGAGCGGAUGAAGCAGCAGGACCUGGAGCCCAAUGCAGUGAUCCACUCGGCCGUGCUGGGCGCCUGUGAGCGCGACGGGAAUCUAGCAGCUGUGCCCGGCAGCCUUGGGGCUUUGGCCCAGGCAGGAACGGACCCUCGCUACAAUUUCUUGUGCAUGCCUGAUGUUGUGACCUACAACGCGACCAUGGAUGCCUGUGCUCGGGGCCAGCACUGGCAGAAGUGCCUGACGUUGUUCAAUGAGAUGUUUCAUAGCAUCCUCUAUCCCAGCAUCAUCUCCUACAACACCGCAAUUGCGGCCUGCGAGCAUGGGCCUUGGGACCUGGCUUUGGCGCUGCUGGAGGAUCUCCAACGACAAGGUUUGCACGCUCGCGCGGAUACUUUGAGCACCGCAAUGUCCGUGUGCAGCAAGGCACAGCAAGCUGGCGUGGCUUUGCAACUGCUGUCAAAGAUUCCUCGACACACUCCUCAAAGGCACUUGCUGAUCGCAUACAACACCGCCUUGAACGCGUGCGCCCGCAGCCAGCGAUGGACAUGGAGUUUGGGGUUGUUGGAAGACAUGUCCCGUGUGGACCUUUCACCUGAUGUGGUGUCCUUCUCUUCGGCGGUCACAGCAUGUGGAAAGAGCCAAGCAUGGCCCAUGGUCUUGGGCCUUUUGGAGGAUCUCAACACGCGGUCCUGUGCCAUGAACGACUACCUUUGCAAUGCAGUCAUGGAUAGCUGCAGCCGAUCCUUUCAGUGGCAGGUUGCUCUGGGGUUGCUCCAAAAGAUGGAUGAACAAAAGCUUCAGCCCAGCAUGGUGGGCACCAGCUUGGCCGUCAGUACCAUGGCCGCCUCUGGGCAUGAAACAGUGGCGCUCUCCUUGCUUCAGCAGAGGCCGAUGAUGAGGCCUGACGAGGCGGCGUAUGUGGGGAUGAUGGGUGCUUGCCAGGAAGGAGCGCUUUGGACGUUGGCACUGCAUCUGCUGGACACAGGUCGCUCCAAUGUCUCGGGGGAGACGUCUCAGCAGCUUUGCAGCCUGGCCAUGGCCGCCUCUGAGGCCUCGGGGCAAUGGGAAUCCGCCCUUGCCAUUCUAGCCAAGAUGCAGGACCAUGGCCCACAACCCAACUUAGUGGCCUUGAACGCUGCUGCGUCAGCGCUGCUGAACUGCGGUCGCCUGGCCGAGGCGUUGGCGCUCUACCGCGAGGCGGAGGACAACGGAUUGAACGCCCAGUGGCUGGACACCGGCCGCUUCCCCUCCGCUGACCUGGACUUGCACUGCUUCCCCGUGGAGCUGGCGAAGUUGGCCGUGAUGCGGCAGCUCCUGGACUUGGCCCUCCAGGGCCCCCGCAGCUCAGGCUUGCUCUUGGUCACGGGUGCUGGGCGCCACGGGGGUCGCCCCGUCUUGGCGCCACGGCUCCGGCCGUGGCUGGAAGAGUUGGGUCUGCCGGUGGAGGAUGGGGACUGGUUCGGCACCACGGGCCGCUUGUUUCUGAGCGAGACAGUCCUUGACAAGCAAUGGAACAUCAAGGUCUGUGACUUUGGGAAGACUCAGGAGAUGCCGCCCAUGGGAGUGCGAGGGGAAGACACUGCCGCAACGUGCCCGUAG